This is a messenger RNA of Xyrichtys novacula (pearly razorfish), 14829 nucleotides long. The record is from the annotation of a GenBank genome assembly. NCBI's taxonomy places the organism in Eukaryota, Metazoa, Chordata, Actinopteri, Labriformes, Labridae.
AGGGGGAGGAAGGACCAAGAGAGAUGGAUGUGAAGGGGAGAAGAAAGAGGGGGCACAGUGAGAGAGGAGGGGGGAGUCAGACAGACUGAGGAGGAGGAGGAGGAGGAGGAGCAGGAAGAAGCAGAGGAAGAGGAGGAAGGAGCAUCAGGACACACAGACACACGGACCGUCGGCGGAUCCUAGUGCCUCCGCCGCCGCCUCACAGCCGCUGCAGCCGGACACAGAAGCAGCAGACCCGGCCGCAGACCGGAGCCAUGGCCGACGAAGACAUCCGCACCACGGCCUGCACCGGCUCCAGCCUCCUGCAGCCGGUCAGCGAGAUCACCAACCUGCCGCUGGACCAGGUAAGAGCCUCUGGGGACAUCCGAGCUCCGGGGCCGGCUGCUGGGGCUCUCUUACACGGCGUUUAAUGCGAAAUGCACGGCCCGUGGAGGGCGACGAGAACGGCCGUGAGAGGGAUGCACCGGGCCGGUCAGACGGGCGGUGCAGAGACGGUUCGUGCAAAAUGGAUGGAGGCCUCGCUGAGACAGAAAGGCGGAUUUUAGACCACAAACACGGUCCGGGUUUUUGUUUUUUGUUUUUUUGCUCUGAGGCCAGUUCAGGAAUGGGGUGCACGAUUAGAAAGACCAGACUUAUCAUACACUCACACACACAAAAAAAAAAUCACGAUUUCUGCAUCUCAUUAGCUUAUUUACAUGUAAAUGAAGUUAUUUUCAUUUCUUUAUUCUCUCAUUUGUCCUCUCAUGGGAGGAUUGUGAUUAUCUCUGUUCAGUCAACAUACAGGCCUCAUUAAUAACACCAACAUUAAUUUUUUCUUCACAAAAACAACCAAUAAUCUUGUUAAAAUCAUUUGACUAAACCCCACAAUGAAAUAGGGGAAACAGGGGAAGGUUGCAACAGUUAUUUAUUCAUCUCAACUACUCAAAAACUAUUUUCACUUUUUAAAUCAAAUUUUAACCCAACACACACUUGUCUGCUUCUCAGCUAAAAAAAUGAUGAUCUUAUGGUGAAUUUGUUUAUCAUUUAUCUUUUAAGGCAAAGAGUCAGAUUUUGCAGCUGACUGUUAAAUGUACAUAAAGUACCCCUGUUAAAGCUCCUGUAAUAAGUUUUUUGACUCUUAUGAAAUACACUGAAAAUCAUAUUGAUGUCUUUUCAUGAUGUCCAAAAUCAAACAACGCCAUUGGUUAGACAGGUUUUUUUUGUGAUUUCUCAUGCCUCAAGUCUUGAGAGGAGGUAGGAGUCAGCUGAGCGGACGAAGAAACAGUUGUCUUAUUACAAUUUCCAUAAAAAUAUGAAUUAAAGCUAGUAGUUGUUAACUCACAGUAACUUAACUGUUUUAACUAUAAAGAAAUUAGUAUUAGAUUUAAGGGUUGAAAGUUAGAUACUACAACCAAAUGUUCAAAAUCCCUGAAAUGUACUCUUUAACUAUCACAGUUUGUCUGUAUAGGUGUAGUUUUCUUAAAUCGUGACUUCAAGCAAUGCAAGUUAUAUAACAUGAAAGUUAAAGAAUGAUUAUUCAAACUUGUGGAAAUUAAUAAUCAAAUUUUUUUACAUCUAGACAACGAAAAUCCAAGGAAAUAAAAAUCUAACAUUGUUUCCAAACGGUUUUUCUCAUAGAUUUGUUAGUAGUUGUUGAAAAUGUUGUCAGUCUUGUGUAGAAAGCCUUACUGAGCAUGUGCAAACCACGCUGUCUCUGCAGCAUGUCUCUGAUUGGAGGAAAAAGACUUAAUGCCUCCUGUCGACUCUACUGAACUUUUUCCUUUGAUAUAUUUACCUAAUGAGAAUAGAACAAUAAAAAAUGACUAUUUCUAAAAUGUACUCAAGGCUCUAUCUACCGCUUUCCUUGCAUACAAAAACACAUGCUUCCACCUCUAACUACAGAAAACAUUAAUCUGGCCCCACUUACAUAAGGGGCCCAGAACCAAUGUGCUCUCAGUGUUUAGUCUAGUUUUCAGGGGGAAAAAAAACGUCAUUAGUCAUUAAAUAGACUUAAAAAAGUAAGACCUGUUAACUAAGCUGCAUCAGACGUCACCAGGUGAUGUAUCAGGUGUGCCUUUUCGGUGUUUUUUGUCAGCUGUGUAACCUGGAGAAGCCUGCGCUAAGAUUGUUUCAGGUCUGGAUCCAAGUGAAGGACAAGGAUCUGUCACUGCUUCUAUGAAAUCAAAUGAAGAAGACGCAGGAACUCCAGAGUAGUUUAAAAUUUUACAUACUCAACUUAUCAAAUGAUUAAGCAGGUAAAAAAUGUUCACAGGUGUUAGUCUGUUAGAGUUUUCCUGCAACACAGCAGGCGGCACAACAUCGUUCAGUCUCAAUUAUUAUAUUUAAAAAAAAUACUAUUUAUAAAUUUUGUUAAAAAGUGAUUAUGAAAUAAGUUUGUAUUUCUGUUUUUAACUUGAAAAAGGUCAAAUAUUAGCAUAUCAUAAGCAUUAAUAGCAUAUUACCUUUAACGUAAGCCUUGUCUCCUAGCUACCUAACAGGUGGACAUUAAUAUUUACAGGCUAAACACCAAGAAAUAACCAAUUUCUAAUCAAGUGAUAAUAAACCUUAAUUUAGCUUAACUAAACUGACAUUAGCAUGAAGCUAAGCUAGCAUCAGCAGCAGAUUUUUGUUUGCUUGUCUGAGAGAAUAAUUGUUUAAAAAAAGAAAAAAGAUAAAAGUUUUCAUUGUUUAAGUUUUGAUUGAGAGAUCUGAACCUCAGAGCUGCAGGUUGUUUUCUGUCUCCUCCCCUUUCAUCCUGUGCUCAUUAGUCUGUAAUUAUCUCCGACGUCUCUUCAGGUAUUUAAUGCAGGCCGACCAUUCUUCAGGGAGCAGCCAGACAGAAAAGAAACAUCAGAGGAGCUCUCUGUAAAUCGCUCAGUUUACACACCCUUCAUUAUUGAUGAAUGACACAUCAACAAGUGUCGUCUGUUUCACUUUACAACAGGAUCAGGUGUUACGCUGACGAUAAAACUCCGUCUGUGGUGUCACCAUUUGAAAUACAACGCACUGUCUGCAGGGCCUGAAAUGACCCAAACAAGCUUGGCUUGAAAACACAAAACCACCUCAAACUGAACGACGAUCAGACUUUACUAUUCCUUAAAUUCAGACUGGGCCCUGUCUAGACAAGCUCAGGGCAAAAUUAACCACUGAGAAUGGGUACAAGGUUUAGAUCUCACAAUAUGGAGGAAAUGUGAGGGUUAAUUCAAAAUAUAUACACUGUAUGUAUUAAAAAUAUUUUUUGAUAAAAAUCAAAGAAAAUAAAAGAUGAAUGGACUUUGUAUGGAGACCUUGAAGGUCAACUAAACAAACAUUUCAUGAAAUGCAAAAACAUUUCACUGAAGACCAGGACAUAUUCAUGAAAGAAAAAACAAACAUUUUACUAAACAACAAAGCUCCUUUCUUUGUCAUUUAGGGAACUCAAACAGCUCUUUUCAUGGGUGACACUUUGGGGGCAUUUCUCUCUGCUCUCUGAACGCUGAGAUUUCUCUGCAGCCACAGUUUGUCUUCAGUUUUCUGUCUAAUGGACAGCCACUCUCAGACUAUAAAUAUCUGCUGAAGGUCUAAAUUUACCAGCACAGACGUCAGAGAAACGAAACAGAGAGAACUUCAGUUUAUAACCACACCUGAACCACCGGCUCUGGUCACAUGAUCUAACCUGCAGCUGCUUCUCUUUGCCCUCUCUGUUGUCUGUAGGUGAACUUUGUGGUAUGUCAGCUCUGCGCUCUGCUGUCAGCUUUCUGGUUUCGUCUCUUCCUCCAUCCCAGUAAAACCAGUCCCUUCAUCAGACAUGUGGUGGCUACUGUACUGGGACUGUACUUCGCUCUCUUCUGCUUUGGCUGGUAAGAGACACGGUCUUCUAAAACUGUGUAUGAUUGUUGGAUUUUUAUAAAGAAGGAACACAAGAAACACUCAAAAUCAAACUCACAUAAACUCCUGUAUUGCACAUCAGGUGGUUAAUUUGAGCUUGUCUGCAGUUGAUUUUGUCAUAUCAAUAAGUUCAACAGUUAAAAUAAAAUUAUGAAAAAACUGCUCUCUCCUAUAUUGUGCCAUGUCCUGUUGUAUACUACCCAAGCUAAUUUAUCCCAUGGUAUCCUAUCAAUUCAUAUUGCAUUGUGUUAUUAUAUUGUGUUUUGCUUUAUUGUAUCAACUCAACAAAAUGCUAUAUGAGGUUAUACAACGUAGCUCAGCAUCAUAUAAAUAAUAACGCAAAACAACAUAAUGCAACGUAACAUCCAAACCUAGUAGAACGUGACAGAGAAAAGUAAGGAGCAAAGCAUAAGAUAUUGCAAUUUUACAUAAAGCAACGAAAUGUAGCGUCACGCAACACGAUGUACUGCAACUCAAGGCAAUGCAACACCAAGCAGUACAACACAACGAAACCUAAUGCCACGUAACACAGCGUAGUACAAAGUAGGGGAGACCGGGGCUCCUCGCUUUCUCCUCUCCUUUAAACCACUCUUUUGUCUGUAAAAAUAAUCAAAAUUUCAAUAUGACAACUGCUGAUAAGCAGACUAUGUUGGUUUUAACCCCUUUUAAACAUGUGACAACUAACCCCGAAAUGACUGAAACAUGUUGCCCCAAACUACCAUGUUUGCUAAUUCUAGCUCUAGCUUAAAGUUAGCUUAAAACAGAACAAUGACUGAGGUAUGACAGGAUGCCUUAAUCUCUCCUCUAACAAGUCCACAUGUUUUACUGCAAGGAUUUUUAUCUGGAAGAAGCUUUUUUAAAAUGUACAAAGUUAAUUUUUUCUUAUUUUGGGUUGUGCAAAAUGGUUAAUUAGCGCUCAUCUCAGCCCACAAUGUGCUCUUCUUUUCUCAGACAAGACAUGACCCCUGACCAUGUAAAGGAAGAAAACUAGUAUUCUACUUUUUAGUUGUGCCCUCUGGUGGCAAAGAUAAUUGCAGUGUAACUUACCCGUGUGACAACAAGCCCUGGUCUCCCCUAAAGUAACACAAUGUAACACAGAGUAAUGCAGUGUAAAACAACAUAACAUAACUCAACGUGAAUCAUGUUGUAUCAUAUCAUAUUGUUAUGUAUCAUCAUGUCUUAUUCAAUUACACAGUACUUGCGAAGUAUUGUAACGUCACUUAUCAUAUCAAAAUAGUAUUGUAGGCUGCUGUAUUGCAUAAUAUCCUGUCUUUUUGUAUCAUAUUACACAGUAAAUUGAUUUGUGUUAUUGUAACUUAUUGAAUAAUAACAUAAAGUAACCUAUCAUAUUCUAUCAUAAAGAUUUGUGUAUCAUAUAACAUGGUUCUGUAUUAGAACUAUCAUCUUAAAUUGGUACAUAUUGUCAUUUCAUACACUGUUGGACAGGUGUGUUGUGUCAUAUGUUCUGUCAUAUUUUCACGAACAGUAAAAGGGAAUCAGGGAGUUUAUGGUUGCGGCUCACUGAGAAUAAUCUCUUAUUUCAUAUUUCCAGGUAUGCCCUUCACUUCCUGGUUCAGAGUGGACUCACCUAUGGCAUCAUGAUCCUGACCGGAGUCGAACACAUGCACAAGUAAGCCUCAGAAAGUCCUGCUAUCAUAUUCUCGUCCUGUGAUUCAGUUAUAAAAAUCAGAUUACUCAGUGAGAGGGCUGUGCGAUGGUGUGGUCAGUGUUUGGAUGAUCAGAUCCAGAUCAGGCCGAGAGACUCUCAGAGGAGGAAGAAGAAGAGGAAGAAAAGCCAGUGUCUGUGGUCAUUAAUCAGAGCAGAGAAGAAGAGAAUCCUCUGAGUGCAGUCAGAUCCAUUACAGAGAGAGCUCACUGACAGACGCUUAUCCUGAUGAAGACGGAGGAUGUUUGUUACAGAGUCUGUGAUACAUUUUAAAGUCUGUCGAGCUGAGGCUUUAUGUCUGAUCAAACUGUUUUUUUAGAUAAACAGGAGAUGGUUAAAAACUUCAAGAAAACUUUAAACACAAAGAACUGGACUUUUUUAUUUAUACUUCAUGACCUUUUUAUCUCUCCAUGUAUCUUCAGAUGUGAUUGUAUAGGGAUUACAUUCAUACACUGUCAUUAAUGGACUCAGCUAAGUUUUAUCUUUUGAUAGCUUGUUUGAUGCUUAUUCACAACCUCUAGCCUGGUAUCUAAGCAGACGUUUUGUUGUUUUUUUAAGAGCCAGAAGUGACCACAUUUUUUCGAGUGAGCAGAGCUGGAAAACAGUGAUGGGUUAACAGACACUGAGCUGUCAAAGAUAAACAGUCUGUGUCUGGAGCUAAUUUAUUACCUGCUAAUUAAAUUAUCACCUAAAGCUUACAAGUCGCCUACCUGUUAAUUAAUGUUAAUUUUUAAAUAAACUCAUAUCCUGACUCCCAGGCACCACCAGUCAACAUAAGUAGGACAAACAGUAAAUGACUCACUGCUCUGAAGCCUCUGGUUUAAUAUUUUUGGUGUUACCAUCUUGUUUUUUGUCUUCAGAGGGGCCAUCGUUGGAAAAAGUUGAGUCUUGAUUGACUUCAUUUAGACCAGUGUUAAUCAUCUUUCAUUCUGUCAGGCUUGGACACCGAUAGCAUACUUUGAUUGUUUUGUAGCUCAGAAAAACUCCUCAAAUCACUCAGCUUGUGGGUGUUACUUUUUACAUAGCUUUAUAGUCAUGAAACAACAUGAAUAUUAUACCUUUACAGAAAAUGUCUGGGGUAGCCCUCAGUGCCCACGUUAGCUCCCCAUAAUGUGUUUUUAAUGUUGUUGCAUAGCCUGUUAUAAUAAUGUUAGUCUCACCUUGUGGCUUUGAGCUUUGAUGAAGGUCUUCAGUGAUGGAAAAGCCCCAGUUUUCAGUAACAGUUUAAGCUAAAACAAACUUGUUUACUCCAGCUCCUUUGUUUAGUGGUCUUUGUUUACAAAGGGAUCAUCAGCGACAAACAGUUAUGAUAUGGCUGUUCUUGUCCUGAAAACCUAAACAUUUCCCACUAUAUAGGUGACUUUGUCUUUUGGAAGAAGAAAUAAUGACCAGAAUCAAAAAUAAAAUCAACAAAGUACCAAGCUGGGAAGAAACUCACUUUCUAGGCAAACAAAAAAUUGUAAGAGCUUCUGAGUGGGCGUGUCCUUAAAUUGUUCAAAUACAUAGAAUGGCAGAGUCUGACUUAAUGUUCAGGCCGAGUCUCUCCAAAUGAGCCAGAGAACCCAUACAAGAAUUACAGCAAAAUUUUUGUAUCUCAUGUUUGAAACUUUGACAAGGUUUAGUAUGGACAUCAAGUGUUAUUAUAUGUAGAUAUGGAUCAACAUGAUACGUCAACGCUAAUUUAAUUUAAAUCUACUGCUGGAGUAAAAGUUGGACUUUUUAAUAUGGCGCUUUAUGGGGAUUGACCCACUUUAGCAGGCAACCUCUAGUGGACAUUUCAGGAACUGCCUUGUUGUUUUUUUUGUUUUGGCUUCACUUCUCAGCUUCAGAUGUUAGCUCAGCCUGGGUCCAAAAUUGCCCCAUGGGUCAGAUUUGAAUGUGCUCCUGAGCUGUGACCUUUGACCUCCUCCCAGUGGACUUUGUAAGAGUUCUUUGUCUGGUGUUCACAAACAGCUGAUUCAGCUUAUUGUUUGCUGCUUGUACAAAUUCACUGAUGGACCGCUACCCACAGGGGGGGUCACAUGAUGAUGCCAUGAUGAUGUCAUCUGUGAUAUUCGCUCUCUUGAAUUACAGCAGAGUCACAGAGCUUUGUCUUGGAGGCACAGAGAGAGAUGCAUCAGUUUGAUUAUUGCACUACAGUGAGAGAAUAACUCAAUGUUAUUCUAGUGGUCCAGUUCAAGAGUCAAACCAGCAACCUCCCGCCUCAUACCUUUAUGCUUUGGCCCCACUGUCAACACUGAAGACUGUGUUUAAAUGUUUAGCUGAGUGGAUCCUAAUGCCUCUUUUAUUCAAACGCGAGGAUACCAGAGACAAGGUCCCAGAAUUGCAGUUCUGUAUCUACAGCCGACUGAUUUGUAGACUCAAAACUUUAGAGAAAACCUGCAGAAAAAAAAAAGAUAAAAGGAUUUCAGAUCUGCAUGUGUGUCAGACUUGCAGCAUAAAUGAGUCCUUGUUGUGUUUUCAGGUACUGCCUCCUGGUGGCUCUCAGCUACCUCAGUCUGUGUCAGAUCACUCGAGUUUACGUCUUCGACUACGGCAUGUACUCCGCUGACUUCACAGGGUGAGACAGCUCAUAUACACUGAAUCCACAGCCAAACGUCCAAAUCAAAAUUAUUCUGUCUGAAAUGAAUCUCUAUCACACAGUCAGUAAAGUCUGUCUUUUCUCUGUCUGCAGACCUAUGAUGGUGAUAACGCAGAAGAUCACUAGUUUGGCCUUUGAAAUCCACGAUGGUAAGAAUGCGAAGACAUGUCGGUUUAUUACCAGUUUGGUGUUUUUCUGUUUCAGCAGCAGCUGAUUGUCAGUUCUGAUUUUUGAUGCAGGUAUGGCUCGAAAAGAGGAACAUCUAACCCCAGGACAGAAGAUUCUGGCUAUAAGGUGCGUGUCCAUGUUUCCUACUGCUUCUACUCCAUUUAGAUAAAUAAUAAACAUAGAAGUCCAACAAUGUUUGCAGUUUAGAGUUAGGCACCCCCUCAAGAGAUGAAUGUUGCUGAUCGCUUUCUUCUCUAGUUAUACCAACUUUAGUAGCGACCGCAAGAUGUCCAACUCUAGUAUUGUUUGUGCUUAAUCCUUCUAAAAUUUCUCAUUUAUUUGUCUGAAUAUGUUUGUAACCAGGAGGAUGCCCAGUCUGCUGGAGUACUUCAGCUACAACUGUAACUUCAUGGGGAUCCUGGCAGGUCCUACCUGCUCCUACAACGACUACAUCGCCUUCAUUGAGGGAGACCCCCGUCGCCAUAGAGAGCACGAGGACAAGAAGCCCUACCCCAAGCUGAGGCAGGACGAGCCCUCGCCAAACGUACGACAAAGACUUCAAAUACGACCCUUACUCUCUGUGAAUAUCCAGGAUGAUCCUGGUCUCAGAGUGUUGUAAAGCUGAAGUUCUUUCAGAGUCCAUAACCUGGAAACUAAGUCUGCUGUCAGUUUAAUAAAGAAUCAUCAGCUUUAAAUACAUGUUUCCGUUUCUGCAGACUGAGGUCGUCCGUAAAGUGGCCACUUCCUUCUUCUGUCUGCUGGUCUUCCUGUCCGUGUGUAAAGUAUUCCCUGUGGAACGAAACAUCGAUGAUGACUUCAUCGCCAACACGCCGUUCUAUGCUCAGGUGGUCUACCUUUACCUGUCCAUGCUGACCACCAGACCCAAGUACUACUUUGUCUGGACUCUCGGUGAGUGUUUAAAACCUAGGUCAAGAUUUCCUUUUUUUUCUGUGUUUUUUUUUGUGUGUUUUCAUAUUCUUGUUAUAAUUUACAACAAAAUCCAGCCGAAGAUUCUCAGAAUCAACCGCAGAGUCAUCAAACACAACCUUCUGUCUAAAACUUCUUUAAUGUUUUACUCUUACCUCAGCUGACGCCAUCAACAACGCCGCAGGCUUUGGCUUUAAUGGCUACGACGAUGACGGCUCGCCUCGAUGGGACAUGAUUUCCAACCUGAGGAUCCUUAACAUCGAGGUUUAAUUUUUUGUCCUUUUUUCCCAUCAAACAUAUGAAAAUACAAUUUUUUAAAAAGGAAAAACAAACCUGUGAACGACUUACAUACAAAUUCACCGGCAUUUAAAAAUGACACAAACAACCAGCUACAGCCAACAGCAUUACACACUGACUCUAUGAGAACUAUCUUCAAACAGUAAGCUAAUGAAUCUUCAAGCUAGCUCACAACUGCAAGCCAAGGAAUCUAUCGACAGAUUGUCAAAUGCUACCUGAUGAUCUGCAAAUAGUCUACUUGCUGCUAGCUUGCUAAUGAUCCUGUUAAUAUCAAUAAUGAACACACAAACUUUAAGUCAACUGUUAGCUACAUAGCCUACAGGCUUACUGCUAACUGUUGGUUAAAGACGUCAUUCAUCUUUUAGCUUCAGAGUAAAUCACGAAGUUCAUCUUGUGCAUGUUAGCAGAGCAUCAUUGUUUAUGUAUUAAAGUUUUAAUAUUAAUUAAAGAUUUCUUCUGUUUUGUUUCAGUUAGCCACCAGUUUCAAAGUUUUCCUCGACAACUGGAACAUCCAGACAGCUCAUUGGCUAAAAAGGUGAGCUGAUUCCAAGAAGGAUCAACUUCUUGAAACUGAAAUAUCCUGUUACAGAGGUGGAAUUAUGUUUUUUUAUAUAUAUAUAUCCUAAAAAACUGUUAAGCGGAAGUGUUGGAAGUCAAUACUGUACAUGGACAGUAUCAGAUUAUCAUUAGAAAAAAGCUGAAAAACACCAUCACACCCUCUCUGUAACAUCAGUACAUUUGUGAGCAUGCUUUCCUAGGACAGGGAUUUAAACUAUUCACUCUCGCCCCGUUCAACUACAGCUGAUUUUACACAAUGAAUCAUUUCUCAAGAUGGAAUAUUUGGCGAUCAGCUGAAUUCAGACAGAAAAUUCAUCCUGACAGAGCUGUGCAGGUUGAAUAGAAUAGGGCCCUAGACUGUGGACUGCUGCCAUCUGCUGGUGGAUCUUCAGAUUGUCUGUAUAUUGCCCUCUUAAAGUUUUAUUGUCUAACUGCUUCAUGUGGUUUAUAGCUCAUAAAAAUUCUUAUUUAUCUCACCUCAGAGUCAGUUCAGUCUCAGUCUGACACAAUAGGUUUCAGGUACUGUCCUCCCCACUGUCUCCUAAUUAACCAACAUUAAUGAAGCUAAUUAAUCCACUGUUCUGACACUUAAACCAACAAUGUAACUAUGUUUGCAUGUCUGAAAAUAUUAAUCAGUAUUACCUCUUCUAAAGAGCAGACCCUCCAUUGAGCUGAGGACUCUGAGACUUUACUAACUGCAUUAAACAUCCACAGGUGGAGCAGAUACUCAUGAAACCUGCUGUCUAAACCUCUCUUUGGUAUUACAUUUGUAUUUCUGACCACUGUUUGACAGGGUGUGUUACGAGCGAUGUCCCUACCACCCGACAGCAGCCACCUUCAUCCUGUCAGCCAUGUGGCACGGAGCUUAUCCAGGCUACUACCUCACCUUCCUCACCGGCAUCGUCAUCACGCUGGCUGCCAGAGCGGUGAGCUGAACUAGUUAACUGUUUGCAAUGUGACCCAUAAUGUCCAGUUGUUUGUCCAUAGUCCUCUUCUCUGCCACCAUCACCACAGAGCCGAUCAGUUUUCUGAUCAGUUGUCUGAUCAGUUUUUUCCAGCUGCUCCCCCUAGCACACCACGGUGUAAAAAAAGGACCCUGGCAACCACGGACUGAUAAAACAUCUGCAGGAAUUUACUGCACCCUUUAGAAAGUACAGCCUGCUCUGUCCCUUCCUGUACAGGUGCUUCAUGUUACAUGUCAAGUCCAGCCUGCUGUCCAGCCACAGUCUGAGGUACUUAUAUGAGUUUACAGCCUCCACCUUGACUCCUUCGAUCAGAACUGGUCUGGACCUUGGUCUGGACAAGCUCCUUGGUUUUUGUGGCGUUGAGGUGCACAUGGUUCCUUUGGCACCAGACAGCACCGCCACCUGGGGUGCUCCAGUGCUAUUCCAGUGCUGCUGAUCGGAGUGUCCGACAUGAUGUCUUUCAGUCUGACAUAGCGCAAGCGUGUUGGUGAGGUAGCUGGAGAUAUAGGUGACCAGACAGGGGACCACUUGUGUCCUGCUCAGUUUGUCCUCAAGCAGAGGGGGCUGGAUAGUGUUGAGGGCACUUGAGAAUUCCAGAAAGAGGAUCCUCACAGUGCCACUCCCCUUAUCCAUAUGUGGCUCUGUGUGGCAGGUAGAGGAUGGUGUCCUCCACACCAACACAUGCUUGGUAUGCGAUCAGUAGACUGUCCUAGGCGUGUCCUGCUCCAUCGUCUUCAUCAGAUGUGAAGUGAGUGCCAGUGGUCAGAAGUCAUUCAGCUCACUGGGUCGGUUAUUCUUUGGAUUUAGAGCGAUGCAGGGUGACUCCCAGAGGGUGGGCACUCUCUCCAGCUGCAGGCUGAGGUUGAAGAUUCUUUGCAGUGGUUCACCCAGUUCAGCAGCACAGGUCUUUAGUAGUCUAGGACACACCUUGUCUGAACCAACUGCUUUCCUGGGUUGUAGCUUCCUCAGCUGACUUCUGACCUGGUCCACAGUGAUACUUGGAAAGGUCUGUGUUGAGGUUAGGGCUGAAGAGGAGAAGGGGGGUACUGUGGUGACUGAGAGGAGGUGUGUUGAGGGAAGAAAGAAAGAUGGUUGCAGUGAGAGGGAGGGUAGGGGGGACAGGGGCUGGUUGAACCUGUUGAAGAAGUCGUUCAGUUCAUUCGCCCUCUCCACGGUUCCCCCUUCAGCUCUGGUCUUGGUGUUGUGGCCUGUGAUGGUAGUCACACCUUCCCAGACCCCCUUCAUGUUGUUUUCCUUCUGCUUCUGCUCCACCUUUCUCCUGUAGAUGUCCUUUGCUUCCUUCAUGCAGUGUUUCACCUCCUGCUUUCAUGGCCUCCCUGAAGAUCUAGCUAUAUAGAUAGAUAUACAGUAGAUGUAGCUGAAGAUCGUACUGAACUUCUUCUGCUGCUGAUUGGUUAUGUAUUUUCUUCUCUCAGGUCCGACACAAUGUUCGGCCAUACUUCCUGCAAUCAUCUACACACAAACUGGUCUAUGAUGUCAUCACGUGGGCAGCCACUCAGAUCGCCAUCUGCUACACGGUGGUGCCUUUUGUCCUGCUGUCUGUGGGUCCAUCCAUCAAGUUUUACAGGUCAGUCACCAAGCAGCUUUAAUUCAGGCUCAUCUUCAUCUAAAGUAGUUCAGUUUUGGCUAAUCUAAAGUUAGUAUGGCUGUGACUACUACAGUAGUUUACCACCACCAAGGAGUGACUGUGAGAGUGAAUGAAUGAUGUAUCCAAUGUAAAGCACUUUUAGGGUCUCUGAUAAAGCGCCAAAAAAAAAAAGUAAAAUCUGAUGCAUUAUUAAGGUUCAGUUUUAAAUAAGCCUACAUGAUGUUACUGAUAAUUGACAACAACCAGAAAUCAGAUCUAGUUUUUCAUUUUUCAUGGCAAAUACUCACACUGAGCGCUACAUUUCACUGUUAAAAAAUAACACAAUGAGGUAUUUGUCUGAAAGGACCAAAUAUGAAGGGUAUCACUUUGUCAACAGAGGAUGCCAAAACUAAAACAAACCAAAAGUUUCUCACAUCAGCUUCAAUGGAAACACAAUGAUAUCUUUCCAGAAUCUGCAUGACAAAAAAAAAAAAAAAACACAAUCUAUUCUGCUCUAUACUGUUCUUUUCUAUUUUGUUCUAUUCUGUUCUGUUCAAUAUUAUUCUAUUGUAUUCUACUCUGUUCUAUUCUACUCUAUUCUAUUCCAUUCCAAUCUGUUCUGUUCUAUUCUAUAUUAUCUAUUCUAUUUUGUUUAAUUCUACUCUGUUCAGUGUUAUUCUAUUGUAUUCUAUUCUGCUCUGUUCUAUUCUACUCUAGUCUAUUCUAUUCUGUUCUAUACUGUUUUAUAUUAUUCUGUUCUAAUCUGUUCUGUUCUAUUCAAUAUUGUUUACUCUCUUCUGUUCAAUAUUAUUCUACUGUAUUCUAUUGUGCUCCGUUCUGUUUUACUCUAUACUGUUCUAUUCUAUUUAGAACCUCAGAUGGUUCCUACCCCUCACCUCUUGUCCCCUUCCGGCAGGUCCUGGUGCUUCAGCCUCCAUAUUGGCUGCAUCCUGCUGGCUGUGGCGUUGCCAGUCAAACCAAGACAUCUGCGCCUCAAGGACCAGCAGAAGAACCUUCUCCAGGAACCAGCCCAAGUCCAGGACCACCUACAGGCCACAGGGAAAGAGAAAACUACAUGAGGAUGAAAAACAGUGUUGUUGUAUUUCCAUUAACUUGUAUAGAAAGACGAGGAGAACUACAUGGACCGGAUCUUCCUCCUGUCCGAGUACCGACUCACGGCGGUUACAAAGUCAAAUACUGUAGUGAAGAGAUUCAGAGGACUAGAUGGUCUAUGAGAUUUAGGCCUGGGUUUUCCGUGGUGGACCCAAAACUGUCUUUACAGGGACCUAUGACUGCCAGGAUAGUGUUUGGACCCAAACUCCACCACCACCAGAUGGUUUCUUUUGGAUGGGACUGCAAAGUGAGCGGACUCUGCAGUCAUGGAGGAUUUACAGUAUAAAUACAUGAACUGUCACUUCAUGUGGAGAAACCUUGUGAGGAAGGAUUCAAACUGCCCUGAACUGUUGAGGCCAUCGUUUCAGUGUUUACCUGACUCAGUUUUCUUUGACUGUCGAGCUGCAGAAAGAUUGAAUGAAUUAACAGAGGAAUGCUGGACAGGGUGAAUAAAAAGAUUAAACAAACCCGUGAGUGAAUGAAAGCAUGUCAAAGUGAAGUCGUUAUGUUGCGAGAUGGAGGAGUAAGUGGAUGACUACAUGAAUGAGUGAUCAGGCCAAUGAACCAGUGCAUUAAAGAAGCGAAUGAAUGAAUGAAGAAGGUUUUUUUCACCUCCACAUUCCUCUCAGACUGACUUCACAGACUGUCAUUGUGCUAUAAUCUUUAAACCACCACUUCACAGUGUUCAUAGAAAUCAGUUUUUAAAAAGUGCCAAUGAUGAUCCCACUCAGUCGCCUUAUUUGUUUCAUUUUUUUACCUGAAAAAGGAAGAUGAGAAUGAACUCUCUCUGGAUGUGUGACUGCGGAGAAGGGUGUUGUGUUUACAUUUGUAGAUGUCACUUUUUGUCAACCUGUUAUUUAUGUAAUUUAUGUGAUUCCAAACAGACCUGUGGUUUGAUGUAAGAUGUGUAACAAUUCAGUUCGAAGAAGAAGAAGAUGAAAACCUUUCACAGCAUUUUAGGAAAUAAACUCAACCUCUGAAAUUUUAACUUCUCCAUGUGAACUUCAUACUGCUCAGAUGAGAUUCUCCUCAUCAGAAGUCUGUCAGCUGCCAACCUGUAGGACCACCUAGGUAUUGUUUUGUAAAUAAUGGGAUUAGAACUAGUUUUGCUCAAAUGUGG